Cyclopterus lumpus (lumpfish) is the source of this 1479-nucleotide messenger RNA. RefSeq names its product centromere protein U (gene cenpu). Gene Ontology annotation, cellular component: nucleus. Lineage: Eukaryota; Metazoa; Chordata; Actinopteri; Perciformes; Cyclopteridae. The record is from RefSeq and is a predicted model, not a curated record. The coding region runs from base 83 to 1267 and encodes 394 amino acids. The transcript has 13 exons.
GAAAUUAUUUUGCGGGAAGCGGUUUCUGUCCAAUUUGAGUUUUCAAAACAGUUCAAAAUAAACGUGCUAGCUACUCGUUAAAAUGAGUGCCAAAAAGGGCAGAAGAGCCAAAGUGCUCCCACAACAGGAGAGUCACAAAGGUUCAUCCAAUGAUCACGAUUCCCCCAACCUGUCCUCUAUUGACAGAGCUAGCUUUUUCGAGGGGCUGCAGCAGAAUCACGGUAACCCUCUGCACAGCACGGCCAUGGAGGACGAUCUGAAGGUCCCGGAGGAGGAUCGGGUGAAGGGGCGAAAAGCUGGGAAAAAGGAGAUUCCUCAGACCGUGAAGACCUCUGUAAAGCAGCGUGGAUCUGCCAUGAAGAGGAAGGAGACGGAGCGGGAUGAUGAGGAGGAAGAGGAGAAGAAAAAGAGGAGCAGGAGAAGUACUGGAGGGACGAGGCCGGAGGACAAUCAGCAGAUGAAGAAAGGCAAGAAGAGAGGGAGUGAAACAGGAAGUGGAAAGUCCAGUGACGCUGCGCCGAAGGAGAAACCUGACGCUGCCCAUAAGAGAGUUCUGUCCUCUGGGGAGGAGGAGGAUGAAGAUGAAGAUCGGAGUUGGAAGCCAAGUCCGAAGAAGGCCACGGCUUUAAGUUUUGGAAAAAGCAGAAAGUCUUCGUCCAAGGGGCCGAAAUCUAGAACGUCUUCAUCAGGCAGUGCCUCUGCAGAACCAGAGGAGGCCCGCAGAGAGAAACGGAGGAGGAGCAGACGUGAUGGAGGUGGAGGAACAGAGUCCGAGGUGGUGCUGGAUGCCUUCCUGGAGUUCUGUGACCAGUACAGAGAGUCUGUGGAGUCUAAAGCAGUCAAACAGGCCGUUGAUUCGUUCUCCUCCAAUGUGAAGGAGCAACUGCUAGAAAAGAUCUCUUCUUCCAAGGAGUUCAAGGUUCUAAAGAGAGAAAACGCCAAGGUGGGCUCUUCGAUCCGCACAGAGACACAGAGACUGCUGGAUGCCAAACAUGAGCUGAUGAGGGCGGAGAGGCAGACGUGGCUGAUGCAAAAGGAGAAAGCGGAGCUGGAGGUCCAGCUGGCCGAUCUGAGACGAGGCCGAGCCUUUCUGCAGGACUUCAAAGAGCUCAGCAGACGAUACCUGGACUACCGACACAAACGCCCCAAAGAAAAAGAGAUGUACGGGGCGUCCAGCUUGCCUGCUCUGCUAUUGGAGACCAAGCAUAUUCAGACCGCACAGCCUCCGCUGGGAGUGACCAGAAAGCAGCAAAAGACUCUGAAAUAGCGCACCACGCCAUACCUUACUCAAAAUGUCAAAAGGGCUCAAAGACGACACAAAGCCACACUGAGGCCGUUUUAAAGCCUAAUCCGGCUUCACGUUUUGGGUUGAAUGUUGUGGUUCAGAUUUUAUUAUGUAUAUAUGCAAAAAAGUUCCUGCCCAUCCAGAUAAAAAAAUAAACAAUACUGUUAGUACAAAUAAACUGGUUUGAUGUUGAA